UUCUGAGCGCACUUAGUUGAUUUCAUUUUGAACUGGCAUCGGUUGAUCGUUAGUGCGUACUGAGCUCGAACCACUACGUCGAAAUCCAUUAAACUGCAUUAAACGAAGAAAGAAGGAAGAACUGACAUCGGUUUACCACCAUUGAGAUUGUUAGGUCAGGUUAUCUCAGGUAGACAUAAAGUUAGAAAAAAUGGGCGUAAAACAUCUUUGGAAUAUUUUGGCCUCAAUGUCAGAGAGAAUGCCGUUAUUUGAAUUGCAUGGCAAAGCAAUUGCAAUUGACUUGAGCGGCUGGGUUGUUGCUAGUCAAACGGUGAUGGAUGCCUCUGUACAAAAUAAUAAUAAAAUGUUUCUCAGGAAUCUUUAUUGUCGCGCUUCAUGGUUACUUCUGCACGGAAUUAUGCCAGUUUUUGUCUUGGAUGGUAGACCACCCGAUUUGAAGCAAAAAACUAUAGCCAAGAGACUCCGUGUUACUUUAGGAAAGAUGAUAGUUAACAAUGGAAAGCGCGGUCGAUUGGAUGCCGUACUCACAGAAUGCGAAGAGAUGUUAAGAUAUAUGGGACUUCAUUGUGUUCGUAGUCAUGGAGAGGCCGAAGCUCUGUGUGCGCAUUUAAAUGAGGAUGGACUUGUCGACGGUUGUGUUAGUCAAGACAGUGACUGUUUUUUAUACGGUGCUAGAGUAGUCUAUCGCAAUUUUUGCACGAGUGAUACUGGUAAUCGAUUCUCUGGGAAUGGGUCGGUAGAUACUUAUAAGAUGGAAAAGAUCGAGCGAGUACUUGGUCUGGGCAGAAAACAGAUGAUAGCAUUGGCGCUUUUAUGUGGUUGUGAUUAUGAUGAAGGGUUAACUAGAGUAGGAAAGGAGGCGGCUUUAAAAUUAUUUAGAUUCGUUAAGGAAGAAGAUAUAUUAGACAGGUUAAAAAGUUGGAGGACUGACGAUAAACUUGCUAGAUUAGGGAAUGAUUUAAACAAUGGCAAUCUGUGCCCUUCCUGUGGACACAGAGGAAAACUUCGAGUACAUGCAAAAUCAGGAUGUCAAGAGUGCGGUACCACAGAAAAGUGUAGUACACUUUUCAAAGGAACCAAGGAGUUGGUAAUGAAUGAAGUGUCUUUGCGAAAAAAAGCUAUUGGCGUAGAAAAUUUCCCCAAUCAGGAACUCAUCAACGAAUUUCUAAUCCGGAAAGAUCCGGUUCCUUCUGACUUAGAUCUUGAGUGGCAUGAACCUCAGAUACUAGAAUUUACAAAUUUGAUGAGACGUCAACUAGGCUGGCCAGGAAAAUAUUCACUUUCUAUGAUCUUUCCAUUGGUUACACGUUGGCAACUAUUGCGCGCCUCAGAAUUAUCAAUCGAAGAACGACAAUUAAUAACUAGAAAUUUAGAGCCAGAGUGCAUAAGAAACACCAAGAAUGUAAAGGGCGUGGCGAGUUACGACAUCGUAUGGAAAAAGAGUUCUGCUAUUAUACCUCCUGGUAUAUUCAAUACUGAAAAUGUAGAAAAUGAAGCCAUAAGUAACUCGAAAACGUCCGAUGACCUAGUCACUACUGAGCCCCAGAUACACAUUUCUCGUUGUUAUCCUGACCUGGUUGAAAAGUUUAGAAACUCCGGGAAAAGAUCCAAAACAGCUGAAGCACAGAAAUCGUCGAAUGUCAAACCUAAAAAGCGAAGAAUGGGACGAUUCAAAAUAGUUGCUCCGGCAGUUGAAGAAUCAAGUAGUUACCCCGAAAGGUCCAGACAAAAGGUCAGCCACCAAACACUGUUGUCCGAGUAUUUUCAUACAUCUUGUGAAGGUGCGUUAACAAGGAAACAAAAUCCCCGGGUUGCAAAAGUCCUCGCAACGGAGCAGAGGAAUAAAUUAGACAGUACCUUGGAGACGAUGUAUAACAAGUUGACACCCGAAGACUUUAAUUCCGAUUAUGAAGACGGCGAAGCCAAUAUAUCGGAAGUAAUCGACAAGAUAUGUAAUAAGCAAACGCAAAAUUUUGCUGCCGAAUCACGGAAUGUACCAGGCAAAAGUGAUUCCGAAGUAACAAUUAUGGCAACCAUUUCGGGCACGACUCCUAAUCGCAGCCUUGUGGGGGAGAUAGAUUGCUUGGUCGAAUCACAUGUACCUUUAACAGAGAGAAUCAAUACUUCACCCGAAGUCAUCGAGAUAGAUUAAGUCGGCAGUAAGUUGUGAACGAAACUCAGCCAGGUGCUGUAGUUGAUGACGAAGAAGUGACACCGGGAAGCCAAUUUUUCUUUUCUUUUCCGUAAAAUCAUUUAAAUGGAAACAUGGUUAUAUGACUGACUUUUACUUUAUUAUGGUACGAGUUGUUCUUCGAUACCGAGCCAACACAGUUUUAUAGGAUGGAGUAUGUCGAUGCCUAAAUAAUUGAGAAAAGUUCAGCUAGAGACUUUAUCCAAUCGUGAAGGAUAUUUUUGUAAACGGUUCUCUAUAUGCGACGUUAAGCGAUAUUUUAUUUUUUGUUAUGCAUUUCAAUGAACAGUAUUAUGUGACUGAAUUUUAUUAUUUUGUUAGUUAACGUAGCUUUACGGGGCCGUGUAAUUUACGAUGUAAGGAAGCGUGUAUCUGUACUCUCGCGAGUCGCACGGAAUGCAAUAAAGAUACGGAGCGUUUGUAUUUUCCUAAA
Orussus abietinus is the source of this 2624-nucleotide messenger RNA. RefSeq names its product flap endonuclease GEN (gene Gen). Lineage: Eukaryota; Metazoa; Arthropoda; Insecta; Hymenoptera; Orussidae. Bases 191 to 2152 code for a protein of 653 amino acids. Gene Ontology annotation, molecular function: 5'-flap endonuclease activity; four-way junction DNA binding. The record is from RefSeq and is a predicted model, not a curated record. The transcript has 7 exons.